Messenger RNA from Medicago truncatula (barrel medic), 3339 nucleotides. RefSeq lists its product as uncharacterized. Gene Ontology annotation, cellular component: intracellular membrane-bounded organelle. The coding region runs from base 279 to 3092 and encodes 937 amino acids. The transcript has a single exon. The record is from RefSeq and is a predicted model, not a curated record. NCBI's taxonomy places the organism in Eukaryota, Viridiplantae, Streptophyta, Magnoliopsida, Fabales, Fabaceae.
UACAAAACAAACACUUGUUUUCUUUAAUUCCAACCUGGCUCACUCCAAUGCUUUCUUCUUCCUCAAACACACGCUACCACUUCCAAAACGGAAUGAAUUAAUUUAAUUUAUGCCAAUAAAAAAAACUUGUACACAAAAAUAUCAAUUUUGAUAUGAUAUUAAUUGCAGUGUUAUCAGCAGUUACGCGCAAAAGAGAUAUCCGAUCAAGAUUAAUAUAUGCAGUUGCGCGCAGAAUUCUCCUAACUAAAUACUAUAACAUAAUUCAAAAACCCUAAAACAUGAAGCCACCAAUGGAGUUUUCUUCAAAUUCCUUAUUCUUCUUCUUUACGUUCUUCAUUUUCUUCUUCUUCUUCUCCUUUGUAGCUUCAAACCCUUCUGAUUCAUCUUUCAAAACCACCUAUUAUCAUCUCUGCAACGACGUUGUCCCGGCAUCCACAACGCCGCCCCAUGCUGAAACCUCCUUCGAUUUCGCUGAAUCUCUCCGAAUUAUGUCCGGUUACUUCUCCGGCGGCGAUCCAAUUUUCAACAAAUCUGCCGACGAAAAUAUCUCUAACCGCUUCUCUUUUCACGUCACCUCCGUCCGGAGAACUACCACCGACGGCGUGCACGAAUUGCAGGCGAAAGUGACUAUCAAGCAAGACAAAGUGGGCUCCGAUAGAUCGCUGGUUAGGUUUUAUCCGGAAGCUAGGGUUUCACAUUGGGUGAGGUUUACUCAACGACUGAAGGUUUCUCUCACUGGUUUUUGGUCACAAUCUUCUGGUAAGAUUUGUAUGUUUGGAAUAGGUACUUAUGGUAUGAAAAAUAUGCAAAAUGUUAAUGUUGUUCUUAAGCUUCGUUUUCCGAGUAAUGUUACAAUUUUCGAUAGUUUUAUUACUGGAACUUUGGAAAGCUUUGAUGAAAUGAAGAAUAGUUUGAAUCAUUUUGAACCCGUUUCGAUAAUGGCUUUGUCUCAUAGUUCAAAUUAUAAUUUUACAAUGAUUGGGAAGGAAAAUGAAAAUGGUAAUUGUGUAGCGGGAUCAAAUGAGGAAAGGUUAAGCCAUAGAAAUUUGAACCGAGAUGCUUGUUCUGUGUUUUUACGACAUACUGAUAAGUUUCAACUUGAUUAUGGAAGUCAAUGUAAUAAUGUUAGUUGUAAUCCCCUUGGUGGUGCUGGUGGUGUUAAGAAUUUGCCUGCUUUCACGCAUUUUUAUAGUGCUCGAUGCGUAGAGAGGCGGAAGAUUCAGAUGUUGUUGGCUUUUCCUGACUCACUUUACAGUGGCUAUGAGUUUCCGUUUCGUCCUAAUACAACCUUAAUAUCUGAAGGGGUGUGGGAUGAGAAGGAGAAUCGGUUUUGUGGAGUUGCAUGCCGGAUUUUGAACUUCACAGAAACUCCUUAUGUUGGAAAUUGCUCGAUUAAGUUCACGUUAUGGUUUCCUUCUGUGUUGUCUUUGAGAAACAGGAGCACUGUUUUGGGCCGGAUAUGGAGUGAUAAAGUUGUUGGUGAAUCUGGCUACUUCAGUAGCAUUGGAUUUGAGGGUAGCUGGAUAGGAUCAAGAGGUCUCAGUGGUUUACAAUACAAGUAUACUGAAAUUGACAGAGUAAGAAAAUCUUGUGGAGAAAAGGUUACUGCUAGCGGAAAAGGAAAGAAGUAUCCAGAUGGAUACUCUUCUGAUACAUCAUUUAGCAUGUCUGUGACAAACAGUAAAGGUCAAGUAGCUCAAGGUUACUCUUCACCACUUUUUGUUGGUGAUCGACGUUAUAACGGGCAGCCUUAUGGUGUUCCAUUUGUGCCAACGAAUGGAAACUUAAAAGCACACAGUUCACAGUACAACAAUUCAUUGAAUGUCAGCUAUAUGAUUAAGUUUAAACUUUCACCUGAUUUUAAGUUUGAUAGUGAGGGGUCCGCGACAAAAGUUAAAAUUAUUGCAGAAGGAUUGUACAAUAGGAAUACUGGAGUUAUGUGUCUUGUAGGAUGUCGGGAUUUGAGGACAAAUGGAAAAAUACUGUUAAAGAAUGAAUCUCUGGACUGUGAAAUCAUGGUUAAUAUCCAGUUUCCUCCAUUGAAUGCAAAAGGAGGUGAAUUUAUUAAAGGGACCAUAGAAAGCAUGCGACAAAAGGCAGACCCUUAUUAUUUUGAGCCCCUUCAGUUGUCUUCAUAUUCUCUAUACAGAAACCAAGUAGAUGCAUCCAUUUGGAGAAUGGACUUUGAGAUAAUUAUGGUAUUGAUAUCAAACACACUUUCUUGUGUGUUUGUAGGAUUGCAACUCCUCCAUGUGAAAAAGCACACAGAAGUACUUCCUCGCAUUUCCAUUGUGAUGCUUCUUGUUAUUACUCUAGGUCACAUGAUUCCCCUGGUGCUGAACUUUGAAGCCCUAUUCAAGGUGAAUCAUAAUGGUGUGCAGAAUGUUUUUCUUGGGAGUGAAGGGUGGCUUGAAGUGAAUGAAGUAGUUGUGAGGAUGGUGACAAUGGUAGCUUUUCUUCUAGAGCUGCGUCUUCUACAACUGACCUGGUCUUCAAGACAGAGUGAGGAAAGCCAGACAGGUUUGUGGGCUUCCGAAAAAUGGGUUCUUUAUAUGACUCUACCAUUGUAUUUUGGCGGUGGAUUGACUGCAUGGUUCGUGCACAUAUGGAAGGAUUCUCGCCGGAAAAGCUCACGUCCAUUCCAUCUUUCACGCCACAGGUUUAGGUUUCCUCGUGGACAUCCUUAUCCACUUCCUUCGCUCUGGGAAGACUUCAAAUCUUAUGCUGGUUUACUCCUUGAUGGGUUUCUGCUCCCACAAACUCUGUUCAACAUAGUGUCUAACUCCGAAGGGAAGGCUUUGGCAUCUUCAUUUUAUUUUGGAACAACCGUUGUUCGUAUAAUGCCCCAUGCAUAUGAUCUCUUUAGAGCUCACAGUUCUGCAUGGUACCUUAAUAUAUCAUCCAUAUACGCAGACCAUAGAAUGGAUUUUUAUUCCACAGCUUGGGACAUCAUAAUUCCAAUUGGUGGUCUUUCAUUUGCUGUCCUCAUAUACCUUCAACAAAGAUUUGGAAGCCGCUGCAUUCUUCCAAAGAGGUUUAGAAAAACUUCUGCCUAUGAGAAAGUACCUGUUAUUGGUAAUGAUGAUUUGUGAUGAUAGCCUAAUAUUGAUUACAUUUUGUAAAAUGAUAUUUUUUGUUGAGUAUUAGAAGACACUUAUUGCAAUGGCAGACACUUAUUGGUAAAGAGUAUAGAAUUUUGCCCAUAUCAAGAAACCUUUUCCUACCAUUUAGCAUCUUUUGUAUAAUCUUUUAAGUUUUGCCCAAAACUCGCUGCUAUGAGACAAAAUGCUGUUCAUUUUAGUAUUUGGCAAGUUAAAAACUUAAGGUGCAUUUGGCAAA